GUGCACCAUAACAACAUCCGGAUCUCUAGGUGAGAAGGAGCAGAGAGGAGACAUCAGGCACUCAAGCUGUGAAGUAACGGAGGCUUUAGUUGUACCUCCUGUAUUCUCCCUGAUUCUUUGAGAAUGGACACAGACAGACAUCAGAAGAUGGAGAGAAUAAUAAAUCUCUCCCUAGAGAUCAUCUACCUGCUGACUGGGGAGGAUUAUGCAGUAGUGAAGAAGACAAGGGAUUUUGAGACACCCAGCAGCCGUCUCCGAGUGACAGGAUUGCUGAGCAGGAUCCAGAGUCCCAUCACGGUGCCUCCACAUCACUCUCUGAUACAUGAGAGACGCAAUGACCAGAAGAUCCUGGAAAUCACCAACAAGAUCAUUCAGCUGCUGACUGGAGAGGAGGGGGAGUAUAUAGAUGAACACAGGUUUCUGUACAAGGACGUGAUGAUGGAGAAUCACUGGCCCCUCACAUCACUGGAUGGACCCAGUAACAGAGAUACCCCAGAGAGUUGUCCCCGUCCUCUGUAUUCCCAGGAUUGUACAGAGGAGAAUCACAGGACCCCACAGGAGGAUCAGGUUGACGACAUGGUUGAUAUUAAGACAGAAGAUGCAGAGGGAGAAGAGAUGAAUGUGACUGAUGUAAAGGCAGAAGAUAUAGAGGGAGAAGAAGAGACGUAUGUGACUGAUAUAAAGGCAGAAGAUACAGAGGGAGGAGAAGAGACGUAUGUGACUGAUAUAAAAACAGAAGAUACAGAGGGAGAAGAAGAGACGUAUGUGACUGAUAUGAAGGCAGUAGAUAUAGAGGGAGAAGAAGAGACGUAUGUGACUGAUAUAAAGGCAGAAGAUACAGAGGGAGAAGAAGAGACGUAUGUGACUGAUAUGAAGGCAGAAGAUACAGAGGUAGAAGAAGAGACGUAUGUGAGGGGUGAUCAGCAGUGUAAGGAGGAGGAAAUCCCUACAGAUAUCAGCACAGCAGUUGGACACCUCAGCAGGAAUAUCUCAGAAGAAUAUCUCCGUUUCUCCUCAGAUGGUGAAAUCAAAGAUUACCUCACACAAGAUGUUCAUGGAGAAAACUCUAUUACUCCAUCUGGUCCCACUUCUCAUGGAGAAUGUUCUCUUGAUAACUCAGAUAUUGGUAUAUCUAUUGCAGCUCUUAGAGUAGAUAUGACUUUGCCUUCUUCUAUAGAUACCAAAUAUUUUACACAGAUCACAAAGUGUAUUAGCCAUCCCCCAGCUAAGGCAGGUGAGAGGCAGUUUUCAUGUUCUGAGUGUGGGAAAUGCUUUAAACGAAAACACACUCUUUUUACACAUCAGAGAAUUCACACAGGUGAAAAAACAUUUUCAUGUUCUGAGUGUGGGAGAUGUUUUACACGUAAAGGACAUCUUAUUAUACACCAGAGUAUUCACACAGGUGAGAUGCCAUUUCCAUGUUCUGAGUGUGGGAAAUGUUUUAGAGAUAAAUCACAUCUUGUUAGACAUCAGAGAAGUCACACAGGUGAGAAACCAUUUCCAUGUUCUGAGUGUGGGAAAUCUUUUAGAGAGAAAUCAGAUCUUGCAUCACAUCAGAGAAGUCACACAGGUGAGAAGCCAUUUCCAUGUUCUGAAUGUGGGAAAUGUUUUAGACGGAAAUCAAUUCUUGUUACACAUCAGAAAAGUCACACAGCUGAGAAGCCAUUUCCAUGUACUGAAUGUGGGAAAUGUUUUAGAGAUAAAUCGCAUCUUGUUAGACAUCAGAGAAGUCACACAGGUGAGAAACCAUUUCCAUGUUCUGAGUGUGGGAAAUCUUUUAGAGAAAAAUCAGAUCUUGCAUCACAUCAGAGAAGUCACACAGGUGAGAAGCCAUUUCCAUGUUCUGAGUGUGGGAAAUGUUUUAGACAGAAAUCAAUUCUUGUUACACAUCAGAGAAGUCACACAGGUGAGAAACCGUUACCAUGUUCUGAGUGUGGGAAAUGUUUUAGAGGUAAAUCAGAUCUUAUUAAACAUCAGAGAAGUCACACAGGUGAGAAACCGUUUCCAUGUUCUGAGUGUGGGAAAUGUUUUAGAGAUAAGUCAGAUCUUAUUAAACAUCAGAGAAGUCACACAGGUGAGAAACCAUUUCCAUGUUCUGAGUGUGGGAAAUGUUUUAGAGAUAAAUCAGUUCUUGUUAGACAUCAGAGAAGUCACACAGGUGAGAAACCGUUUCCAUGUUCUGAGUGUGGAAAAUGUUUUAGAGAUAAAUCGCAUCUUGUUAGACAUCAGAGAAGUCACACAGGUGAGAAACCAUUUCCAUGUACUGAGUGUGGGAAAUGUUUUAGAAAUAAAUCAGAUCUUGCGUCACAUCAGAGAAGUCACACAGGUGAGAAGCCAUUUCCAUGUUCUGAGUGUGGGAAAUGUUUUAGACAGAAAUCAAUUCUUGUUACACAUCAGAGAAGUCACACAGGUGAGAAACCGUUUCCAUGUUCUGAGUGUAGGAAAUGUUUUAGAGAUAAAUCAGAUCUUAUUAAACAUCAGAGAAGUCACACAGGUGAGAAACCAUUUCCAUGUUCUGAGUGUGGGAAAUGUUUUAGAGAUAAAUCAGAUCUUAUUAAACAUCAGAGAAGUCACACAGGAGAGAAACCGUUUCCAUGUUCUGAGUGUGGGAAAUGUUUUAGAGAUAAAUCACUUCUUGUUAGACAUCAGAGAAGUCACACAGGUGAGAAACCAUUUCCAUGUUCUGAGUGUGGGAAAUGUUUUAGAGAUAAAUCAGAUCUUAUUAAACAUCAGAGAAGUCACACAGGUGAGAAACCAUUUCCAUGUUCUGAGUGUGGGAAAUGUUUUAGAGAUAAAUCAGAUCUUAUUAAACAUCAGAGAAGUCACACAGGAGAGAAACCAUUUCCAUGUUCUGAGUGUGGGAAAUGUUUUACAUUGAAAUCAAAUCUUGUUACACAUCAGAAAACUCACAGGGUUUAAAAGCCAUUUCCAUGUCCUGAGUGCAGUUAAUGCAGUCAAAUUUCACACUGCCUAAGGAAGCAGACCGUGACAUGCAUUGCUCUUGGACACCACACAGAUUAUUGAUUUAACCAUUUUUUAUUUUAUUUUUGUUUAAAUUUCUAAUUGUUGUAAGCCUAUAUGUUAUUUUAUCUUUCUGAAGUGGGGUACACUUGGGAUUCCACAGGAAAUACAUCGGGGAUGUUGAUCCGAGGUACCAACAGGCUAAAGCUUUGACUGUUCCCAGGAUGCACGGCACCGCCUCCUCUAUAACCCUGCCUCCGGACUCUGGAGCUCAGUUUGUAAGUUGGUGCCUGCAGUGCAGGUCGACUAACAGGUGGGGCUGCGCUAGGCAGCCCUGAAAAGCUUUUUUAAGAAGACUUUAAGGGCUGCAGCACUGUUUAAUGUAAUUUUGACAUUCUGUGCUGCUGCUGCUGCAUACUCCCAUGGCUGAGUUCCCGUGUACUUGCAGCGGAGGCGCACCGGUCUUCAGGCACACCACCGCUGAUGCUCUCCUGAAUUGCGUGGCUGCACAUCAGGGAGGAGGUAAGAGGGUCCCCCAGGUGGGACCCACCGGUAAACCGUGGUCCCAGGAGACGGACUGCGCUGCUGGCAUUGACACUGUACUGCACAGGGACCCCACUAUAUCCACCAGGGCAGGGAGCACUGGUCGGAUUUACUAAAAUCCAUUUUACAUAGGCUCCACAGUACCCGGUGGUGAGAACCAGCAGAGGAGAUAAUCCGCUGACCUGUAGCCCCUCCCACAGCUCUAGGUGCCAUCUACUGCUGGUGUUCCUGCCCUGGAGCUGCAUUUCCUUCUCCCUCACUCCCUGACAGAUCCUGGCGCCAUCUUUACACUAAUAGCUGCGCUGAUCUCUGGGACUGCUGGGCACUGUCUCCUCUGUAAAGCUGCCUGUCUCAUCAGCACUAGUGCAUUUACAGGACACUUCAGUAUUUUACAUGUCAUUUUAGACAUUGUUAGUACAAGCAAUCUGUGAUAUACAUCCAGUAGUUACUGUGCAUUGUUAUAUCUGUAUUUAUACAUAUUUAUAUGUAUUUUUACUAGUCUAGUGCAGUUUUAUUGUUUAUCUGUAAUAACUUCUGCAUUGUACCUGUGACUGAGUGUGCCUGUAGCUGCUGUGUGGAUUCCAUUCUCGUGUAUCACACUACUUGCUAUCACUAUAUUCUGUACCCUGGGGGAUAGGUGCGUCAGGGUCUCAUAUUAUAUAGUGCUACACAGUAUAUCCUGGUAGGUAUUUUUACUGUGUGGUUCAGUCGCUUUAUACCGCAUUAAUUGUCUGCCCUGUAUUUCCUGUCACAUAACAGGGGGUUAUUUGCAGGUAUUGUAUUUGUCUGGCUAUAUUGUACUAUUGCGCUCUAAGGCUACAUUCUCUAUAAUGUCUGCCACACGGUGGGAAAUCCGUGCCCGCUUCUGCAUCAUGCAGUGCUGGCACCACGGAUUUACCUGAAGGUACUGGAUGCCAUAUACCUCCCAGUCAACCCGCAGCACCUGUGGCCAAUCAUGACCCACCUUGGGCAGCAUUCUCAUGUAUGCUAAACACACUUGUGACACGUCUUACGCCCCCUAUGGGACCUCCGGUACCAUUACAGCCACAGAUUGUCCCUGUAGUCAAUCUGCCCUGGGUGGACACUCUGUCUACUCAGUUACAACAACUAAAUCAAAUAUUGGUUAGUAAAAAGUCUACCCCAUGCCCCGCCGGGACCAAGGGGUCAGCUAAGCAGGUCAUUUCUUCCUCACAAUCCACUAAUAUUUCAGAUGAUUCUUCUGAUGAGAAUGGAGAAUAUACUGAUCCAUCAGACACUGAUACAGCUGAUUCUGAUGCAGAAUCUACAACACAGGUUGAUGUUCCUGACCUGGUGGAGGCUAUUAAGCUGAUUCUACAAAUAGAUGAUGAGAUUGAGCCCACUACUGUGUCUAAGAAACCUGAUAAGUUCAAACGUCAGAAGGGUCCUAAAGUAGUCUUACCACAUUCUGACAAUUUAAUUGACAUACGUCAGGAAUCCUGGGCAUCUCCAGGAAAGAAAUUCUCCCUGUCUAAGAAGAUGCUAGCUCGUUAUCCUAUCCCGGCGGACUUGAGUAACAAGUGGAAAACUCCACCGCCGGUGGACUCUCAUGUCACCCAUCAUGUGGUGUCAUCUACACUGCCUGUCACAUUACUGGAGGAACCGACAAAUAAGCGUGUGGAGGGUUGCCUGAAGUCUAUUUACUCCCUUACAGGUGCUGUACAUAGACCCACUAUAGCAGCCUCCUGGGCUGCGAAAGGAAAUGAUGCAUGGGUUCAGGCAAUUGAGAAUGAGCUGCCUCAGGAUUGUUCAGACACUGCCAGACAAUAUCUGUCUUAUGUUACCACAACCUCACACUAUAUUCAGGAGGCGGCCUCUGAGGCAGGUAUUAUGGCGGCCAAGGUGUCUACUAUGUCCAUCCUGGCUCGCCGGAUUCUGUGGUUAAGGUCAUGGAAGGUGGACCUGGAUUCUUAAAAGACCUUUGAGGUACUACAUUCUCUUUGGGGAGGAUCGGAAUCAGAUUGUGACUGACUUAGCGACUGCUAAGACUGCGUUUCUCCCAACUACUAAUCCUUUUGCUCUGAAGGCUAAGAGUACCACUUUUCGUUCCUUUCACCUUCCAGGGAAAGCAAAAGGUCAGGCAUACCGAAAACAGGCUCGUACCUCCAAAACCACUAAGCCCAAAAUGAAACAAUCUUGGGCCCUUCCGUCAGCCUGCUUCCAAACAAGACAAGCCUGCUGCAUGACUGGGUGGACCUCCCUCUGGGGGACCCCAGGGUGGGAGGCCGACUUCUGUUGUUCGCCCAGGUCUGGUUGAAGACCACUUUGGACGCCUGUGUGUGAGAAGUUGUCUCACGGGUAUACAUUCUCUUUUAAGAAACGCCCCCUUGCCAGUUCUGCAUGACUUAUAUCCCUGCAGACCCGUUGAAAGCGCAAGCUCUCCACUUGGUUGUACAAUCCCUCCUGGACACAGGAGUGGUAGUGCUGGUACCUCUGUCCCAAAGCUGCAGGGGAUACUAUUCAACCCUGUUUCUAGUUCCGAAGCCAAAUGGGUCCUUCCGGCCUAUACUCAACCUCAAAUCAUUGAACAAAUUUGUGAGAGUGUCCAAAUACUGUAUGGAAACUCUGCGCUGUAUUGUAUUGGCCAUGGAACCCAAAGACUAUAUGGUAUCCCUGGAUAUACAGGAUGCUUACCUGUAUAUACCUAUUGCCUUAUCGCAUCAGCAAUAUCUGCGGUUUGCUAUUGGCAACCUACAUUAUCAGUUCCAGGCUCUGCCAUUUGGACUGACCACGGCUCCUCUGAUCUUCACCAAGGUCAUGGCCGUGAUGACAGCUCAUCUCCGCCGUCAGGGAAUCAGGAUCCUUCCGUAUCUGGAUGACUUUCUGAUCCUGGCGAACUCCCGAGAUGUUCUCCUCAGUCAUCUGGAAUUGACACAAUUCCUACAAGGCCACGGGUGGCUCAUCAACUGGAAAAAGUCCUCGCUGGUCCCUGCUCAGAGCAUGGUGCACCUGGGGGCACUACUGGACACACACAAACAGAGACUGUUUCUGACUCCAGAGAAAGUCCUGAAACUUCAGGACAGGAUUAGAUACGUCCUCUCUCGCCCAAGAGUGAUGAUACACUUGACAAUGCAAGUACUAGGGCUCAUGAUGUCCGCUUUCAACAUGGUGGAGUACACUCAAUUUCAUUCCUGCCCUCUGCAGAGGUUAAUCCUUUCCAAAUGGGACGACCUGCCUCAUCGGAUCUGGUCUCCUGAUCUCCUUGACUCUGGGGGUUCGUUUGUCACUGAGCUGGUGGCUACAGGACCAGCAGUUAAGCAGGGGCCAUCCCUUUUUUAUGUCCAACUGGGUCCUCCUGACAACGGAUGCCAGUCUGCAAGGUUGGGGCACGGUGUUUGAGCAACACUCUCUCCAGGGUCGAUGGACCAGGGAGGAAUCUCUCCUCCCGAUUAAACAUUCUGGAAAUGCGGGCAGUGUUCAAUGUGCUGACGCUUGCCCUGCCUCUGGUACAGAACAGGCCUGUUCAAGUACAAUCAGACAACGCCACCACGGUGGUGUACAUAAAUCAUCAAGGCGGCACUCGAAGCCGCAUGGCAAUGCUGGAAGUAUCAAAAAUCCUCCGUUGGGCAGAACGCCAUCUGCCAGCAAUAUCGGCAGUGUUCAUUCCCGGAGUACUCAACUGGGAAGUGGAUUUCCUCAGUCGUAAAGACGUGCAUGCUGGAGAGUGGAGUCUUCAUCAGGAAGUCUUUCAACUCCUAGUGGACAAGUGGGACCUACCAGAUGUAGACCUGAUGGCGUUUUGACACAAUCACAAAGUUCCGGUCCUCAGAUCAAGAACCAGGGAUCCUCAAGCAGUGUUCUUGGACACACUGGCAAUUCCAUGGAACUUUCGGCUGCCUUACGUGUUCUCUCCAGUGUCACUCCUGCCCAGGGUACUACGGAAGUUCAAGCAAGAAGGAGGAAUACUACUGCUAGUCGCUCCAGCGUGGCCUAGAUGGUAUUUGUUCUCAAACCUGCAGGGUCUAUCGAUAGAGCAUCCUCUUCUACUUCCUCAACGCCCAGACAUCCUCGUUCAGGGCCCUUGUGUCUACCCGGACCUGGCCAGACUGGCUUUGAAGGCGUGGCUUUUGAAGCUUCACUCCUGAGGGCCAAAGGAUUCAUAGAGGCGGUUAUCCAAACUAUGCUGAAGGCCCGCAAACUGGUUUCUGCACGGAUUUAUUAUAGGGUCUGGAAUUCUUACUUCACCUGGUGUGAUGCUAAGAAUUAUAAUGCUUCCAAGUUUAGUACUUCCAGACUUCUAGCUUUUUUGCAACAAGGCCUGGAUUUAGGACUAUUGCCUCUGCUAGACGGGUGUCAGACUUAGGAGCUUUGUCCUGUCGUUCACCCUUUUUGAUUUUUCAUCAUGACCGUGCAGUUCUUAGAACUCACCCAGGUUAUCUACCUAAGGUGGUGUCAUCUUUCCACCUUAACUAAGAGAUUGUGGUUCCGGCCUAUAACUCUUCUGGAUUGUCCUCCAAAGAAUGGUCUUUGGAUGUGGUCCGGGCUCUCCGUAUAUAUGUGGAGAGCACUGUCUCCAUCAGGAGGUCAGAUACCCUUUUUGUACUGUUUGGUUUUCACAAACGUGGCUGGCCUGCGAACAAGCAAACCUUGGCCAGAUGGAUUAGGAUGUUGGACCUUCUUGGGCGGCCCGCCAUGGCGUGUCCGCAGAACAAUUGUACUAGGCGGCUAUGUGGUCCUCAGUGAACAUGUUCAUCAGGUUCUAUGCCUUUGAUACUUCCGCCUCCCAGGAUGCUUCUUUUGGACGCCGGGUUCUUGUGUCUCAGUGUACCCUGCUGCAGAAAAGGAGAGUUAUGGUAGACUUACCAUAGUUAAAUCUCUUUCUGCGAGGUACACUGGAUUCCACAGAGCGCCCACACUGACGCACUUAGCUUAUUUGGGUUUGUAUGGCAUUAGCCGCUGGUCCCUUCUCCUGUCGUGAGAACGUGGUUGUAUGUGACUAACAUCUGCCGUCUCUUACCUGCUACUGCAUUGGACUGGUUAAUGAAACUGAGCUCCAGUGCCCAUAGGCGGGGAUAUAGAGGACGCGCUGCAGUGCAUCCUGGGAACAGUCAAAGCUUUAACCUGUUGGUGCCUCGGAUCAAGAUCCAACUCUACACCCCGAUGUAUUCCCUGUGGAAUCCAGUGUACCUCGCAGAAAGAGAUUUAACUAUGGUAAGUCUUACCAUAAAUCUCCUUUUCAAUUGCUGUUUUUAAUAAUAUUAUACUGUGAAGUCUUUAGUGUAUGUUAUUUUGAUCAUUUUGUGCAUUAAUAACGUGACUAUAUAAUAGGAGCUCUUCAUUUCAGGACUGAACAGUGUGUAAUUUACGAUUUGUUAAUGUAAAAUACAGUUGUUUCUGUCUGAACUUACAGGAGUAUCAAUCAUCCAUGACAAGGCUAUUAAAUUAUAUUAAACCCGUGUACUUAGUUGCACGAUGGUGUUCCACCUGAUUGUGUGGUUUCAAAGCACAAAAGAGCGAGUCAUUCCUAAUAGAAUAAAAAUAUAAGUACAAGUAUCGCCAAUUACAGUCUUUGCCUGGGUCAGGUUGGUACAAUGUAUACACAGUAAACAAUAUAGAAGUACCCUAGUAACACACAGUACAGUUUAGGUAAGUUGGUCACUACACCACAGGUUACAGGAUAAAGAGAUGUAUUGGGACAAGCUUUCAUCUGUCUUCUUGAGUCAUGGGAACCUCUUACUUGUCAUCGUUGUUGUAUCCAUGUGGCUUAUAUCUUCAGCCAAUCACCACUCAGAGUAACAGCUUUACAGGUAAAACAGGAAUCUAGUAGCAGCAUGUGUAUUUACCAGCCAAACCGUAACUAUAUGCCGUGAGAUCACUUCCAUAGUCACAUAUAUUCAUACAAGUAUAUACAGUGCAAUAUCUUACACAGGAAAUUGUAUUAUGUCAUAAAGAAAACAAACGCUAAUAUACAAUAAUGUGUGAUAUUGAAAUGGAAUAUUUACGUAUAUGAAAAAUAAUAAACAUACAGAAAGCUGUUCA
Molecule: messenger RNA, 9501 nt
Organism: Pseudophryne corroboree (corroboree frog)
Lineage: Eukaryota; Metazoa; Chordata; Amphibia; Anura; Myobatrachidae
Product: zinc finger protein 271-like
Exons: 7
Coding region: 124-2919 (931 amino acids)
Biological process (GO): regulation of DNA-templated transcription
Molecular function (GO): DNA-binding transcription factor activity, RNA polymerase II-specific; RNA polymerase II cis-regulatory region sequence-specific DNA binding
Source: RefSeq, a predicted model, not a curated record